Molecule: messenger RNA, 1065 nt
Organism: Cryptosporidium ubiquitum
Lineage: Eukaryota; Apicomplexa; Conoidasida; Eucoccidiorida; Cryptosporidiidae
Product: mannitol dehydrogenase
Exons: 1
Coding region: 1-1065 (354 amino acids)
Molecular function (GO): oxidoreductase activity, acting on the CH-OH group of donors, NAD or NADP as acceptor; zinc ion binding
Source: RefSeq, a predicted model, not a curated record
AUGUCAACUUAUGAGUCAAAAGCAUAUGCAGCUUUAGGACCAUCACAAAAUUUAGUACCACACAAGUAUGAGGUAAAAUCAUAUGGACCAAAUGAGGCCAAAAUCAAGGUAUUAUAUUGUGGAAUUUGUCAUAGUGAUGUUCACCAAGUGAAAAACGAAUGGUUUCCAGGAAUAUUCCCAAUGGUUCCAGGUCAUGAAAUUAUUGGUAUUGUCGAAGAAAUUGGAGAAAAUGUUACAAAAUUCAAGGUGGGAGAUUGUGUGGGGAUCGGUUGUAUUGUUGAUUCUUGUUUAAGCUGCAAUGCUUGUAAAGAUGGUUUUGAACAAUUUUGUCCAGAUCUUUCAUACACUUACAAUGGCCGCUACAAGAACGGAAUGAAUACUUACGGAGGAUAUGGUACCUAUGUUACUUGCAAUGAGCACUUUUUACUCAAAAUUCCAGAGAACUUAGAUAAAGCGGCUGCAGCUCCACUACUUUGUGCUGGAGUUACUGUUUAUUCUCCAAUGAUUAGAAAUAAAAUGAAUAGACCAGGAUUCAAAUUGGCUGUAGUAGGAUUAGGAGGUCUAGGUCAUAUGGCAUUAAAGUUUGGAGUAAGCUUUGGGUGUGAAGUUACUGUAAUUACUCGUUCAGAAAGCAAAAGAGAAUGUGCUAUUGCUAUGGGAGCUAAAAAUUUUAUCAGAUUUGACGAUUUAGAAACACUUGAGAAAUUUAAUGGUUACUUUGAUGGAAUUAUUGAUACUGUUUCCGGAAAAAGGUCCGUAGAGAUCUUAUUGAAAUUACUUUCUUAUCAUGGAACUAUGGCAUGUGUUGGAGCCCCCCCAACUGGAGAUAAAUCAGAGUUUAAUUCCUUUUCACUCAUAUUCGGAGAAAAAACAAUUACAGGUGGAAAUAUUGGAAGUAUUGAAACUACUCAGCAAAUGCUUAACUACUGUGGAGAGCACAAUAUCACGUCUAGUAUUCAACUUAUUAAGUUAAACCAAGUAAACGAAGCCUAUGAAAGAAUGCUUAGAAGCGAUGUUAAGUUUAGAUUUGUGAUUGAUAUCGCUAACUCUCAAGAUCAAGUUUAA